GGGAGGAGAGUCGGCGGCCCAAGCCGUCACCCCGGGCGGGGAACGAGCGCUGGCGACGACGCGCGGAGGUCCUGCACGGGGAGGGAGGGAGCGAGCGGACGCGAGAGAGCGUGCGGGGCCGGAGGAACCGCUGGCUCCCGUGGGGGGCAGAACGAGGUUGUGAACCAUGGCAAUGUGGAUACAGGCCCAGCAGCUCCAGGGUGAUGCUCUUCACCAGAUGCAGGCGCUGUAUGGCCAGCAUUUCCCCAUCGAGGUGCGGCACUAUUUAUCCCAGUGGAUUGAGAGCCAAGCCUGGGACUCAAUAGAUCUUGAUAAUCCACAGGAGAACAUUAAGGCCACCCAGCUCCUGGAGGGCCUGGUGCAGGAGCUGCAGAAGAAGGCAGAGCACCAGGUGGGGGAAGAUGGGUUUUUGCUGAAGAUCAAGUUGGGGCACUAUGCCACACAGCUCCAGAGCACCUAUGACCGCUGCCCCAUGGAGCUGGUCCGCUGCAUCCGGCACAUUCUGUACAAUGAACAGAGGCUGGUCCGGGAGGCCAACAAUGGGAGCUCUCCAGCUGGAAGUCUUGCUGACGCCAUGUCCCAGAAACACCUUCAGAUCAACCAGACGUUUGAGGAGCUGCGCCUGAUCACGCAGGACACGGAGAACGAGCUGAAGAAGCUGCAGCAGACCCAGGAGUACUUCAUCAUCCAGUAUCAGGAGAGCCUGCGAAUCCAAGCUCAGUUUGCCCAGCUGGCCCAGCUGAACCCCCAGGAGCGCAUGAGCCGGGAGACAGCCCUGCAGCAGAAGCAAGUGUCCCUGGAGACCUGGCUACAGCGAGAGGCACAGACACUGCAGCAGUACCGUGUGGAGCUGGCUGAAAAGCACCAGAAAACCCUGCAGCUGCUUCGGAAACAACAGACCAUCAUCCUGGACGAUGAGCUGAUCCAGUGGAAGCGGCGGCAGCAGCUGGCCGGGAACGGGGGUCCCCCCGAGGGCAGCCUGGACGUGCUGCAGUCCUGGUGUGAGAAGCUGGCCGAGAUCAUCUGGCAGAACCGGCAGCAGAUCCGCAGGGCCGAGCACCUCUGCCAGCAGCUGCCCAUCCCAGGCCCCGUGGAGGAGAUGCUAGCCGAGGUCAAUGCCACCAUCACAGACAUCAUCUCAGCCCUGGUCACCAGCACAUUCAUCAUCGAGAAGCAACCUCCCCAGGUCCUGAAGACCCAGACCAAGUUCGCAGCCACCGUGCGCCUGCUGGUGGGUGGGAAGCUGAAUGUGCACAUGAACCCGCCGCAGGUGAAGGCGACCAUCAUCAGUGAGCAGCAGGCCAAGUCCCUGCUCAAGAAUGAGAACACCCGCAAUGACUACAGCGGCGAGAUCCUGAACAACUGCUGUGUCAUGGAGUAUCACCAGGCCACCGGCACCCUCAGCGCCCACUUCAGAAACAUGUCCCUAAAACGAAUCAAGAGGUCUGAUCGCCGCGGCGCGGAGUCGGUGACAGAAGAGAAGUUUACAAUCCUGUUUGACUCACAGUUCAGCGUCGGUGGGAAUGAGCUGGUCUUUCAAGUCAAGACCUUGUCACUCCCUGUGGUGGUGAUCGUUCACGGCAGCCAGGACAACAAUGCGACAGCCACUGUCCUCUGGGACAACGCCUUUGCAGAGCCUGGCAGGGUACCGUUUGCCGUGCCUGACAAGGUGCUCUGGCCGCAGCUGUGUGAAGCGCUCAACAUGAAAUUCAAGGCCGAAGUGCAGAGCAACCGCGGCCUGACCAAGGAGAACCUGGUGUUCCUGGCCCAGAAACUGUUCAACAGCAGCAGCAGCCACCUUGAGGACUACAACAGCAUGUCGGUGUCCUGGUCCCAGUUCAACCGGGAGAAUUUGCCAGGACGGAAUUACACUUUCUGGCAGUGGUUUGACGGUGUGAUGGAGGUGUUAAAAAAACAUCUCAAGCCUCACUGGAACGAUGGGGCCAUCUUGGGUUUCGUGAACAAGCAACAGGCCCAUGACCUGCUCAUCAACAAGCCAGAUGGGACCUUCCUGCUGAGAUUCAGCGAUUCCGAGAUCGGAGGCAUCACCAUUGCCUGGAAGUUUGACUCUCAGGAAAGAAUGUUUUGGAACCUGAUGCCUUUUACCACUAGAGACUUCUCCAUCCGGUCCCUGGCUGACCGCUUGGGGGACUUGAAUUACCUCAUAUAUGUGUUUCCUGACCGGCCGAAGGAUGAAGUAUAUUCUAAGUAUUACACGCCAGUCCCGUGUGAGCCUGCCACCGCCAAAGCCGCUGAUGGAUACGUGAAGCCGCAGAUCAAGCAAGUGGUCCCUGAGUUUGCUAAUGCAUCUGCAGACGCGGGGGGUGGCGCCACCUACAUGGACCAGGCUCCCUCACCAGUAGUGUGCCCCCAGGCUCACUACAACAUGUACUCACAGAACACCGACUCUGUCCUUGACACCGACGGGGACUUCGAUCUAGAAGACACGAUGGACGUGGCGCGGCGCGUGGAGGAACUCUUAGGCCGGCCCAUGGACAGUCAGUGGAUCCCUCAUGCCCAGUCAUGACCAGACCUUGCCACCUGCAGCUUCAUCAUCCUCGCGGAGGAACUUCUUGUGGAUGUUUUAAUUCCAUGAAUCGCUUCUCUUUGGAAACAAUACUUAUAAUGUGAAGUGUUAAUACUAGUUGUGACUUUAGUGUUUCUGUGCAUUGUGGCACCAGUGAAGGGAGUGUGUGUGAGUGUGAAUGUGUGAGUUUGCACGUUGUGUUUCCUCCCCCCCCACCCACCCCUUGCUGUCCAGUCUAAGCUGCAGUACCAGGGCAGGGGCCGAGCUUGUUUUCACCUCGUGCAAGAAGGCGGUCGGUCCCCUGCACCCUGGCACCUGGCCAUGUGUCUUAAGGGUGGCUGAACUUUGACACGCGACUGUUCAAGUAAGAAAAGGACAAAGAGAGGAAAAAGCACCUCCUCUCUGGGGAGCCUUCCUCCCUCAGCCAGGCAGUCCAUAGUCCAAGCAAGCUAUCAGUGUCUCCGCAUGUCUUCUGAAAUGUCGGUGACUGUCUGUGGAUGAAGAAAGCCAGUGACUCACGAGUCCCCUGCCCCCUUUGCACAUAUGGGAAGGGAAGCUGGAUGAAGAGCGUUGGGGCAAAGGCGGUCGCAGGUUUUUGGAUGGGUGGUGGCUGUUUCCACCACUUAACCCACCUCAACAUUGGCUCCUUGUCCUCCGCUUCCUCAGUCUCUCUGUUUCUAGAAUUGCCACUCAGCUUGUGUGUGUGUACUCGUGUGGAUAUGUUUAACAAAAUAAUGGAAAGGAAGGAGGGCCGCCCAGCUCGGGGCUUACUGGUGAUGUCCUGUGCUCUGCCAGCGUGGUGUGCGGUACCCAGUCCUGGCUCCAGACACUGGGCGUGGCCCGUCUGUGCUACCCUCUCCUACUCUGUGCUGUGGCGAGCCUGUGCCUACAUUAUCCAAGGCUUUUCUAGAAGCUUGUGGAUAAUGGCUUUCUGCAAAUGUCCAGUGGUGGUUUUGUUUCUAAAUCAGGUCUUUUUAUGUUUUUUCCCAUUUGCACCCUAAUUUGACAUCAAGUUCUCUCUUCCUGUAUCAAGUCCUGGGUCCUCUGUACCCAGGUCACCCCCUUUUCCCUCCAGUGUCACAGAGUGUCCUGAGGAAUAGGUGGUAGGGAUUGUGACCCGUACCUGGGGCCAGCCUGCCACGCAGGCAGCCACCACUAUGGGGUGCUGGGUGCUGUUGGGAGUUAGGGAAAUGCAGUCAGCAGGUUGCUGGGA
Messenger RNA from Peromyscus eremicus (cactus mouse), 3740 nucleotides. It is a transcript of the gene Stat5b, whose product is annotated as signal transducer and activator of transcription 5B. Bases 167 to 2527 code for a protein of 786 amino acids. NCBI's taxonomy places the organism in Eukaryota, Metazoa, Chordata, Mammalia, Rodentia, Cricetidae. The record is from RefSeq and is a predicted model, not a curated record. The transcript has 19 exons. Gene Ontology annotation, biological process: cytokine-mediated signaling pathway; regulation of transcription by RNA polymerase II; regulation of cell population proliferation. Gene Ontology annotation, molecular function: DNA-binding transcription factor activity, RNA polymerase II-specific; RNA polymerase II cis-regulatory region sequence-specific DNA binding.